Molecule: messenger RNA, 7546 nt
Organism: Cinara cedri
Lineage: Eukaryota; Metazoa; Arthropoda; Insecta; Hemiptera; Aphididae
Source: the annotation of a GenBank genome assembly
AUGGCACCAAACAUCAUACGGCCCAGUCAAAUGUUGAUAUUCAACCCGGCCGGCAUGUGCUACGUGGAACAGCCGCGACACCAGGCGAUCGUCGCUGAGGACGACGGUGACUUCGAGCCGAUGUCGCCGAGACCGUCGCCGCCAGCCAAGAGGACGUACGUGAAAAACAUAUCGCCGGAGGAGAAGAUAUUGCGCAAGUGAGUCCGUGUGGAAAAACGAAUAGAUAAUAUAUUAGUCAUAUAUUUAUCACCUACCCGCCACCCUAAUUGCGUUCACCGAUCGGCGGUGCCGCAGAAACGCAUCCACCGCGCAAGACGCAACGUGUCGUGUCGGCCACAUUGGCACAUUUUCCGUGGGACGGUGGUAGAGGGGGGGCCUCACGAUAGCGCCCGUGCGCGUGCGGGCGGCCGGGACAGGCCUUGAGUGCGAAGCAGCAGUAUAAUAAAUUGAUAAAUAAUAUUAAAAUUCGAAUCAACAUUCAACGCCUACAUUGUGAUUGUACAGGAUGUUGCGAUUCGGGAGCGAUAUAGAUAUUUUUAUUCAGGAGUGUUUUGUCUACGGCUUUGUCCCUGCGCCACAAUCUCAAUAUUAUAUUAUAACAGUUCUCGCGGUAAUUGUACUGUAAUAUUAUUGUUAGAAUAUUAACCAGUAAAUAGGUCGAAUGAUAAGUCGUCCGGAUCAAGUGGGGGCCCCCGAGCUAUCCAAAUAUAAUUAAUAAUAAUAACGCGUACAGAGGAAUAAUAUGUGAUUUGGAAUUUAACUCAGUUCGUGCGUUUUUGGGAAACCAUGGCCUCAGAGAGACGCUCUACUGUGUAGCUGUAAACUGCGAUUCGGUACGAUGUAUACGAACGCGCACUCGCGUAAUUUUUUUUACUGUUCGGACUCUUAACCGGUAGUUGAAUUUCGUAAAUAAAUUAUUAUUUGUAAUAAGCAAUAAUAACUAUAGAUAAUAAAGCAAUGGAUAUUAACCAGCUAUUGUGGCCACUGUCCGUUAUAUAGUUUUGCGGUCCCAUAAUACACGAUAGGACAUUUAGACCAUUUGUUUACACUAAUUCACUAUUAUAAUUUUUAUUUUACAUUUCAAUCAAUAGAAAUUAACACUACACGAUUAUUGAUUUGUAUUAUGUAAAAUUAAAAACAGUAGGUAUGUCUAGACUAUUACCUAUUAAUUAUGAAUUGUAAUAUUGUCAAUCAAGUAGGUACUGAGAAACAAAUAACAAGUGACGUAAAUGAAAGAAAACACUUUACUAAUCAUUAAUUUUUUUUUUUUUUCGUAUUUGAACAUUUUCAACCGACAGCAAUUAGGCUCGAGGCAUCUGUUUUCACAAUACUUGACACUUAACACUGCCCACAUCGUUUAUUGAACAAUUACAGCUAAUAUACUUAUUUAAAUCAUUAAAAUAAUUUAUUAUAAGAUACUGUUACACUAUAACGUAACAUACAAAUGAGCAGUGAUGGUUUUACGGGAGGGGGGGGGGGCUGAAAGUCCAAAAUUGAAUAUAUUAUUAUUGAUGUAAAAAAAAAAUAAUUUUAUCUUUAUUAGUUUUCAUUAUAUUUUUAGGUACCUAAUAUAUUAUUACCAAAAUCAUUAGGAGUAAUAAAUUGAUUCAUGAAAAAAAAAAAAAAAAAAUUCUUAUUUUGUAAACCAACCAAAAAAUGGCUAAAAAUGGGUCGAUCCCGAUUACCGAAGUGGAACUAUUGUUGAAAUAAAAUAAAAUUGUUAGAUGUCAGAUCUCUUUGUAUGUAAUGGCCAAUAAGUACUAUUAAUCCAUAUAUUAAUCACGGUUUAGAAUACCUACUGUCCUCGGGUAUGUUUAUUAGUAUAAUAAACAACAGCUAUGAUUAUGUAGAUGUAAUAUCUACAAUAUGUAGAUUCUACAUGUUUGUGUAGGUAUAAAUGGACAACACGUUAAAACUCGUUUUUGUUGCCGUUUAAUUAUAUCUUAUAUGAUUAAAGUAUUAUUUUACUAUUAUUGGUUUACAUUUUUAUUGAAAUUUAAUUACGAGCUAUAUUUAGAUUUCAGAGAAUAAUUUUAACAUUAAAUUUUUAAACGCUUUUAGCAAUUAGCUUAUAAACCUUGGGGGGUUUGAGCCCCAUUGUAACAUUAAAUUAAUGUGAAUAUCGGGAUCUGCCUCAACAUUGAGGUAGUUUCAGAUGAUCCAGGAGGGCUGAGUCUUCUAGUCCUCCUAAUUGCGUCAUUUGCGUGUCGUUUCAAUUACGUAUGUAAUACAUCAACUCGCUGAACCCUGAAUAGAUUAGAACUUAAAUAUAUUUACUGAAAAUAAUUAUGGUUUAAUAUGGAACAUUAUUAUUUGAAUGGGUUUAUUUUAUUUUAGAUUUUGAGUGUAGCGAAAAAUGUAUUGGUUUUAUAAAGACGAUUUUUUGUGACAAAAAUUUGAUAUGUACGUGUGGCACCAUUUUUAAAAUGGUGAAAUUUUUAGACUAAACAGAAAUGCUUGAUAAUUUAACUGGAUAUUCAUUAAAAUAAGUCGUACUUUGUGAUCAAACCAAAAAAUACGAGUUAAAUGUAGUAUAUUCUUUUUUAUACAAAUAUUAAUACUGAAUUUGACGAAAAUCCUUGAUGCAUUUCUAAUGGGUGCAAUAUUCUUGAAUCAUUAAUUCAAUUUGAAACAUAAAUUUACAAAAAUAAAUCAAUCGAUCGUAUUUCAGCCGAAAAGUCAAAACUAAUGGUUAUCAACUUGUUAAUUUCUUAUUAUUGUUUCUAAUCAGAAAAAGUUGAGUUUGAAAACUUUGAUCAAAAAUUAAAAGAACGUGCAAAUCUUAAGUUAUAAUUCUGACACAGUUUUGAAUAAACAAAAAAUAAUUGAACGACCAAAUUUUGAACACAAAAUACAAAACUAACAAAAUAUAUAAUCUUAUUUAAAUAAGUUUUAAAUUAUUAUUAUUUCAACUAUUUAUAAUUAUUUCAAUUAUUCAGUUUUCAUUUUAGAUUUUGAGUAGAACGAAGAAGUUUAUGGUUUUACAACUGUUUUUUGUGUGGUUAACAUUUAUACCAGGGAUCUUGCUCCGAUGUAUACGACGUAGCAACUUUUCUGAAAGAAAAUUUUGUUGGGUCUUUAAAGAGGUCAUUUUUUUGAUUUUCUCCGUAGUUUUCCCAACAAAUGUGAAAAACUGGGUAAAAACAUAGACAAAACGGGGAAAUUGAUACAAUAUUAAACAAACAUUAGUUAAGAAAAUACAAUAGGUAAUACCUAUUUAAUUAUUUUACCACAAUAUAACAUAAUAUAUAUUAUUGACAAAGCAUCACUAUCAACUGAAUUCCGCUCAGAAUAGUUUUUUCGUUAGCAAUGGUCUAUCGUUGUUUACGUACAGAACUUACCUAACAGUUGACAAAGAGUUAAGUUCAGGAGAGCAAUCGUUCCUAUCGCCCCUCCCCCCUAAAAACCGCCACUGUUUAUAGGUAAACAGUAAUAUUUUCGGAUAAAAAUAAAUACUACUGGCUGAAAAUUGAAAUACUUCGAUUGAUUUAUUUUAGAUUAUUUUAUGCGAUAUAUUGUACCGAUAGAAGUACCUACCUAAUUUCAAUUUUUAAACAUUCAUAAUAUUAAGUGUUAGGUGUUUAAAUAAACACCAUUUAAUAUUAAAUAAUAUUAGUCAUACAAUUAUUUAGGUUUUAAUUAUUACUUAUUAUAAUUUUUUUCAGAAAAUUACGUAACAGAGAAGCAGCACAACUAUCAAGAGACAAAAAGAAAGCACAGUUUAAUAUUUUAUCUGGAAUGGUUCAUGGCUUAAGAAAAGAGGUGUGUAUAAUUUUAGAUUCUGAGCUCGGCAAAGAAUGUAUUGGUAUUACUAUGUGUGCCUUUCUUUCAGCCUGUAAGCAAUUUUUUUACCAGAAAACUCCAAUCAAAAAACGACAAGAGAUCUUUUAUAGCGUUUAGGUCGGUUAAGAUCUAAUUGGUGCAUUGACAAGGUCAUUUUUUGACUUUUGUGUAGUUUUCAUAAUAAUUGAGAAAAGAAAAAAAAAAAAUAGAAAAGUUUAAUAAAAUAGCGGUUUUGACGAUUUUUUUUAUUUUGUUCUUUUGAUUUUAAUUUGGUUUAAAAUAAUUAGAAACCUGAAAUUUAUCUAGACACAUCUAGUACAAUAUUUAAAACAUUCUGAUGUAUUUAGUGGUUUAUAGGCUUAUGGCCUUUAAAUCGGUAGUUCAAAAAUCGGCUAUAAAUAUAGAUAGGUAUUUGAAAUUUUAUUCGAUUUUUUAAUGGGAUUAAAUUAUCUUGGCUGAUUCGAAAUUCGUUUAAAAUAUUACAUAUUGUUACAUAUCAUGAGUUAUACUUAUUGUUAAAACAAAAUUUAAAUUUCAGUGUUUCAAUUAUAAUGAUAAUCUUAAAAAAAGUGUUAAUACUAGGGAUGGGAGCGGCCACUGUUGUAGGUGAGAAGUUUGGAAGGUAGGAUAUUUAAGGUUAUUUAAGGUCAUAAGGUUAUUUCAUUUAUAUCUGUAAGCAACGAUAAACUAUCUUGGCGAAAGAUAAUUCCGAUCGAAAUUUGGUAAUACAAAAUUUUUGCGAUUUUCGUUUAAAUUUGAUUUCAAAACGUUUAUUAAAAAAAAAAAAGUCUUAUGAUUUUGGAAAUUUUACCACGUCUAGGUAAGUCCAUAAUAAGUAUUAUCAUCAAGUUUCAAGCCUCUACGUGUAUUUAUAACCGAAUUACAGCAAAGAACUCCUAAAAAUUAAAAUUCCAUAAUAGCUUAAAAGUUUUGACAAUAAUACGGUUAGAAAGUAAAACAAAAAGGCAACAAAUAAGAUGUCCUUUUCUGGUAGAAAAUGUCCUUGUUUUUAUAAAAUAAUGAAAUCGUGAAAUUAUACGUUUUCCUACGUUUUUUUCCCACUUAAGUGCUUUUAUUUAAAAAAUGGCGCCGAAAAUCAAAAAAUGACCACUAUAAAGUAACAUCUAGACAACUUGAGCUUUCAGAAAAGUUGCUACACCUAAAAACCGGAGCAAGUAUUUUAGGAAAAAAACGUGUUCACAGACUAGAACAAAGAAAAAAGAAAAAAAAGAAAUAAACAUCUUAGUAGUAAAACCAAUAGCUCUUUCGCUACGCUUGGAAUCUAUAACCACAUAAUGUUGUGAAGUAUUUUUAGAAUUUUGUGUGAAUAUAAUUUGCUGAUGUACCUAAAAUUUUUGAAAAUAUAACACGAGUUUUAUCAUAAGAUAUAUUUGAUGGUAAAAAAAUAUAUACAUGUAUGAGCAUUACAAGUAUCUGACAUUUUGGAAUAUUACGUUCUGGAUUACUGCUGUCCAUAAAUAAUAUGUAAAUAAUUUUAUGUUCCGUAUAAUUGCGGUCCGGAAAAUUACAGUUGGCUGAAAUAUUUUCGGAUAAAAAUAAAUAAUAUAAGCUCAAAUAUUGUUCGGUCGAAAUACUUUUUGGCUGAUUUAUUUUCGUUUUUUUUUUUACACGCCCUCUCUGUGUUGUACCGAUAUAAGUAUCUAAUGCCUACCUACCUAAUCUCAAUUUUUUUAACAUUCAUAUUAUUAAGUUUAGGAAUUUAAAUAAAUAUUAUUCAUAAUACGUUUUGGAUUAUUGCGGUCCGUGAAUUAACAUUAUGGAUUUUUGCGUUCCGGAAAUGUACAUUUCGAAGUAUUACUUUCUGGAAUUUUAACAUUUUGAAAAAUUAUGAAAUACCAUUACUAUUUAUUUUUAUACGUUUUUUUAAAUUAAAAUUUUAAUGAAUAUCGUUAAAAUCAUAAAAUUCAAAAGGAGUUUAAUUAAACUUCACCCAGAAUAUUACUUUGUUUGAAAUAACUUUUGUUGCAUCUAAUUAUGAACUUAAAAUUAAAAUUAUUGUACUUUAUAUUUUUAUUCAAUUGUCACCAAGCAUAAACAAAUAAGAUGCAUUUUUAAAUGUGCUUUUUAUUUUACGGGGAAUUAUUUAUACAUUUGACCUAAAGUGUUUGACAUUAUCAUAUUAACAUUAAAAUACAACUCUCUAAAAUUAUUUUAGUGAAAAUAAUUAUCUACUCAGAUACCUGUAUUCAUCUUCUAUAUUCUAGCAGUUAUUAAAAUACAAAUUUGAUCUCAUAUUUUGUAUUAGAUACCUACUAUUAAAUUGAUCUAGGUGGGUAGGUUUUAGUAUUGAUUAUAAUGCUUAAUAAUCGAAUGACAUAGCUUAAGCUCAAUUAGGGGGGGGGUGUUAAAAAUUGUAAUACAUCACGGGUAUAAAUACUGUUGUAUUUUAUUAUCUAUAGUUUAUAGUCGUAAUUAAAACAUUACCACUAAUGUCAAGAGAGGGAAGGGGAUCCAUCCAUUGCCAUUCCUCAGCUACGCCACUGUAAUAAUCACUGUUACUAGAUAGUAUAGUAUGAAAUAAAUUUAUAAAUCAUUCCUAAUUAAACAAAACAAAAAAUAAGUAUUAUUUAUUAAUAUUUGAAAUUAAUAAUUAUUUGUUUUCCACUUAUCAUUUGUAUGAAUAUUAAAAUCUAAUGAUUAGCUUCUAAGUAAUACUUUUAAUAUCUACUUUUCAAGAUUGCAAGAUUGCAAUAAAUGUGUUAAUCUUGCUAUUAGACCACUUCCCCAAAAUAUACAAAUAUUUUAUAAUUAAACUGAUCAUGAUUCAGAAAUACCAGUAUUAAAGUGCUGUAUUAUAGUACAUAAUAUAUUAUUCAAGUUUGAAAAAUAUUAUUUUCAGAAUUUACAUUUAAAAGAAGAAAUAGAAGUUUUACGAUUUAAUCAAGAGCAAUUAAUGGCUGAAAAUGAAAGGCUACGAGAACAACUCGCAGCUGAUUCAUCAAUACCUAAACCAGUAACAACAGUAUCGAGUAAACCAGUAACCACAGAAUCAAAUAUACCAGUAGCAAAUGACAGGAAUACGAUUAAAGGACCUGCAGUGUCCAUUAGACACCCUCUGCAGAAGGGAAAACGGAAUCGAAUAUCCUGUUUGAUGCUCUGCUAUCAGAUUCUAUUCCAAUUACUGAUCAUUCCAUCCUUCAUGAUCUGGAACUUCCAGGUGAUGACGAUAUGGAUUGGCUUGACAUCAACGUGUCACAACGUUUGGAAAAAAUUGCCGAUGAACUACUCGGCGAAGUGAGUAUAAUCCAUGACUUCAGAAUAAUUUUCAGUAUAAUUGAAUUAAUGUUAUAUUAUAUUUUAUUUUAUUCAGAGUUUCCUCAAUGAAUGUUGUCUUGAUGAAAUGGUGGGGGACACAUCAGAAAUCUUGGAAUCCUGCCAAAAUAUUGAUGAUUUACAUAAUGUAGUCAUAAAAGACGAUCCAAUGCUAAACACAGACACAGACACAGAAACAGUUAAGAUUCCUAAUCAAGAUACACAAUACUCAACACCGAACAUAGUUAAUGAAUCUAAAAUAGAAGAACAAACCGUAAAUGAAAAUGAUGCUUUGGAACGUUUUAUUAUAGUAGAGGAAGCCGUUGAAGAAGUAACAACAACUUAUGAUGAACAUAUACUAGAAAUAUGUCAGGAAGACGAAAUGGACACAGAACAGUAUGAAGAUUUUGGAUAUGAAUCGCUCAGUUCUCCCGAAUAUGAUUGCAGAACUCACUAUACACCACAUUUAUUAACAGAUUUACUUUCUUAA